CAAGUCCCGUCUGCGUCCCAGGCGCGGCUGGCUCUCCACAUCCAAUCUAUCUACAACUGCCCUUCUCUUCUGCUACUGGAUCCGGGGGUCAGAUUUCCCAGCGGGCCGCCGCCCCUGCUCGUACCAACACGACGACAGCACGAUACCUGGCCAACACGACGAAACCAGUACUGGCGUCCCCACCUCCCCACUCCCUGGGAACGACGAGGCAGCGGCCACCCUGCAUCCUCAGCCCCAGUUAGAGACCGCCCCACCUUCCCGGCAGCUCCCGUAGGUCCAGGGAACCAGCCUUCCACCCAAGCAAUCGGCCAGCUUUUCAUUUUAGGAAUAAAAUCAAGGUCCCUCUGCCCGGGGUCCUGAUCCUGCUGACAGGGGCAGGCCUGGUGGCCCCACUCACUCCACCCCAGCGCUUCAUUACUCACACUUAUUUAUGGAAGUAUUUUGUUGCUGGACAAGAAGUUAGUAGGGACUUGGAGAAUUUUGGCCUGAACGGGAAUACCUGCGUUAUGUUAUUUCCCAAAGCAUCAACUCAGUUUAAAUUAUUUCUUCCACCUUUUAAGUUAUGAACAUUAAACAACGUAUGAAAGACCUAGAGGAGCAUAAAUUUUGCGAGAUUCUGGCCCCAAAUCCCUUCACCUCCCAGAGGAGUCUCGAGAUCCUCGUGCCCCUAUCACGGUCACUCCGAGACAAUUGUACGCCGCCUCUGACGCUGCGGAGGCGCACGGGCACUCGAAGGCCUAGACCACGAAAGGGGUUCCAGUUUCCAAGGGAAUUCUCAAGUGGGAACUACGAGAUUCAUGCAACUGAUUAUCCCCUCUCCUCCAAAUACGAUUCUAAGGAAAAUCUCCUUGAACUUCUCCCAUGGGAGAGAGCAAGACGGUUUCCAGGUAAAAGCAGAAACUUCGGCCUGACAUCUUUCUAUACGUUCCCAGGCUUACCCGCCUCCCUUCCAGCAGCCCUACCCCCAUCUCCACCCAGAACUCCCGCCCAGAUUCCCUUGCAGGCCACCCGGGGAAGCGUUUAAUUCGGUCUCCACCUCCCACCGCUGCGGAGACGAAUGCAUUUUCCAUCCCUCGGGAGUCUGUUCGCUAAGCAACUGUGGGGCUCGGGGCGUUUGUAGAGGCUGGGAACUCCAGGCAACCUGUAGCUCCGGGCAUCUCAUGCCGCACUGGCUGGUUUACAGACCCGGGGGGAAAGGUCUGGGUUCUGGCGCAGCGGCCCAGGCAACACUGCACCCACGCCGUGCAAAAUGAGCGCACAGAGAGGAAUGGGGGGACGCGAGGCUUCCCGCCCCCUCGCCCGGUGCCAGCUCCAGGAUGCGUGCGAAAUGGCUGGCGGCCCUGAGGAGCAGGGAGCCGCGGGGUUAAUGCGCCAUUCCAAAUCGAGGUGCCCGCCAGCAGGAAGCGACAGAGGCACCAGAUUUCCCUUCCGCAUUAAGAGGGUUUUUCCUUUUUUUCCUGCUUGGCCGACGGAGAGCUUUUUAAAUUGGACGUGGAGAUCCUCAAUUAUAAGUGUGGAGAAGUUGGCAAAAGAGGAAACAGUGGAGAAGUCCCCGCUUGGCCAGAGGAGGCUCCCGGCUCCCAUUCCCGCCCGCGGCCGGGUGCGGCGCAGGCCCGGAAAGCACGCUCCCACCUCCCCCGCGACAGGGAGGCGCAUUCUUCCCUCGGAGCAUCGCCGGGGCCGGCUCUACUCGGAGCGGCUCUUUAGUUCCCGGUAUCUGCUGGGCGAAGGAAGAGGCGGGGGGUUGGGGCCUCAGCACACACAGCGAUCUACUGGGACGCUUUUCUCAGAGCCCAUCUGGGCCCCCCCACUCCCCCCCCCUCCCCCCCCCCCCCGCCCCUUCCCUGUUUGUCCCCUAACCGCUUUCUCAAAGCACAGCUGCGGGACGUGUUUCCGCCUGCAACCAGCCGCCUUUGCUAUGCGCGCGAAUUGCUUAACGCGCUGCCUGCCACGUGCGGUAACCACGCUUUCCUCCCGAAGUCGGCUCCACCAGGUGCCCCCGCACCCAUUUUUGUACCCCACAGGACGCCUCCCCUCCGCGCCCCGGACCAUCGCGGCCCGCAGGGAAAGGGCGCGUCGCGGGCGCCCGCACCGGUGGUCCCCAGGCCCGCGGCGGAAAGGGCGCCCCGGAGAGCCGCAGUGCCGGCAAAAGCCGCGGCUCACGGUGGGGCGCUUCUGGGUUCCCAGCACCAGGGGGCACCAGAAACCGUCCGAGUCCUGUAGUGCCCACGCGAAAGAGGCUAGGUCGUCGUCUUUUUAAGUAUAAAACCGGUGAACAAGCACCUCCCUCCCUCAUUCCCCCUAAUACCAAAUUACUCCCGAAAAUUCCGGAUGUGUUCACCAGUGUGCCUGCUCUUCAGGCUCCGACCCUUCAUCCUCUCCCCAGUUUUCCCCUUCCCACCUCACCUGAGCUGGUGUCUCAGUAACCUUUUAGAAUUCCCCCUCCCCCAAUUCCCCGCAUCCUCGUGAUAGCUUCCCCCGGGGCGAGUGCCUCCGCCGCCCGUGCCCCCGGGCCUUCCUCUGUCUGGCAGGCUGGGAGGUUUGUUUGGGCAUUCAUUGCCUUCAAGGUCCAGGGCUCCGGGAGAGAAAAGGGAGGCGGGGUGGUGGGGGGCGUGCUGUAACUCCGAGUUUUCUUUUUGGGGUAGGGACACAAGUUGCUGAAAGAUGUAUUGCUUUUCUUAAGUGUGCCUCGUGUCCUAGCCUGACGGAGAACUUAUUUCCCCCUAACUGUUGGGCCCAAGACCAGGGGAAAGAAAAAGGAGGGACGUUUUCUGCGUGCAGUCUGGGGAGAGGUCUCUCU
This is a messenger RNA of Panthera uncia (snow leopard), 2800 nucleotides long. RefSeq lists its product as uncharacterized. The record is from RefSeq and is a predicted model, not a curated record. Lineage: Eukaryota; Metazoa; Chordata; Mammalia; Carnivora; Felidae. The transcript has 3 exons. The coding region runs from base 1250 to 2260 and encodes 336 amino acids.